Molecule: messenger RNA, 1975 nt
Organism: Gymnodraco acuticeps
Lineage: Eukaryota; Metazoa; Chordata; Actinopteri; Perciformes; Bathydraconidae
Product: coiled-coil domain-containing protein 102A-like
Exons: 10
Coding region: 263-1975 (570 amino acids)
Cellular component (GO): myosin complex
Source: RefSeq, a predicted model, not a curated record
GCCCGUUUUCUCUCCUAAGUGAGGACGACGUUUUCCAUUCACCAGACCAGAGAGAAAAAACGGCAGAAAGAGAACAUCUACCACACCGGGGUUUGGUCGGGAAAAGGAAAGCCUCAGCUGCUAUACCGGGAUAAACAUACUGUACUAGGCGGGGAUAACAGCGGUGUUCACCGGGGCUCCCUUCACGGCUGAUCAGUGAUUGGAGAGGAUGAUGCUCUGCUGAAUCCCCACUUCCUUUAUCCUCCACACCACCACCUCCAUCAUGAACCACACCCCCAGCCCCCACCUGUCGGAGGGUGGGAAGUCUUCCGGAGGGGGCCUGCUAUGCAGCCUGGGUCUGGGAUCCGACCGGGGCAUCCGCUCCCCGGACAGCCUGGCCCACACCCCCAGCCCCACCGGAGAAACCCCGAGCUCUAGCCCCCCCCUGCUGCUGUCGCCCGGGCUGGGUGGCUUUGGGCUGGUGUCCCUGGGGGCCAUGGGCGAGGGGGCCGACUGGGAGAGCAGGGAGGAGCUGAGGCUCCGGGAGCUGGAGGAGGCUCGGGCCAGAGCGGCACAGAUGGAGAAGACCAUGAGGUGGUGGUCCGACUGCACCGCCAACUGGAGGGAGAAGUGGAGCAAGGUGCGUGCGGAGAGGAACCGGGCCCGGGACGAGGUGCGCCAGCUGAGGCAGCGGCUGGACGCCCUCACCAAGGAGCUCAGCGGCGUGCGGCGGGAGCGGCAGGAACUGGCCUCUGAGAACGAGACACUACGGCAGGAAACGCUGCGUCUCCGUGGUGAACAAGCUCCUGGCGCUCUUCCUCCGUCUGCCACUUCUCCAUCUUCCUCCCCUGCACACCCUCCUGGUGCUUCCUCCUCCCCGUCCAUACCUCUUUCCUCCCCUGCCUCCUCCUCUCAGGUCCACACUGACGGCCAGCCGGACAGGGUGGGGGAGAGACCGCCGGGGUCUCCGGAGCCAGAACCAGUGAGGGACGUGGACCUGGACAGACAGAAGAUGGUUCUAGAGAAGGACCUGGAGGUGCUGGAGUCCGUCCUGCACUCCCGGGCCCCGGACGGUGACCCUCAGGAGUGCUGGGAGAGUAGGGGGGCUGUGAACUCCUCCACCCCCCGCUCAUCCUCCACUCUGAGCCGACAGGAGCGCAGCAGACAGCUGUGGGAGGACCUCGGCACUGGGGAGGAGGACUCGGGGAAACUGAACGCCCUGCAGCUCCGCCUGGACGAGUCCCAGAAGGUCCUGCUGAAGGAGAGAGAUGACAAGCUGGCUCUGAGUAAGAGCAUCGAGAGGCUGGAGGCUGACCUCACUCAGUGGAAGUUUAAAUAUGAGGAGCUCAGCAAGACCAAACAGGAGACCCUCAAACAGCUGAACCUGCUAAAAGAGAUGCAUCAGGAUGAACUGGGCCGCAUAUCUGAAGACCUGGAGGACGAGCUGGGGGCCCGGACCAGCAUGGACAAGAAACUAGCCGAGCUCCGGGCUGAGAUGGAGAGGCUGCAGGUGGAGAAUGCUGCAGAAUGGGGACGCAGGGAGCGCUUGGAGACGGACAAACUGGCCCUGGAGAGAGACAACAAGAAGCUGAGGGCCCAGGCUGAAGACCUGCAGGAGCAGCUGGCCAAGAAGCGGCGUCAGGCUGCCUCUGCACUCGACACCGACAUGAAGGCCAUCCAGAGCGAGCUGUUCGAGAGGAACAAGGAGCUCGCUGAUGUUCGCCAUGUUCACGCUAAGCUGAAGAAGCAGUUCCAAGAGAAGAUGGUAGAACUCGCCCACGCCAACCGGAGGGUGGAGAGCCACGAGGCCGAAGUGAAGAAGCUCCGACUGAGGGUGGAGGAGCUGAAGAAAGAGUUGGGACAGGCGGAGGAUGAGUUGGAUGAGUCCCAUAACCAGACCAGGAAACUGCAGAGAUCUCUGGAUGAGCAGGUGGAGCAGACUGAGAACCUGCAGGUUCAAUUGGAACACUUACAGUCAAGGACUCCAGAGUCGUGA